Messenger RNA from Leucoraja erinaceus (little skate), 2647 nucleotides. Its product is annotated as F-box only protein 33. Gene Ontology annotation, biological process: SCF-dependent proteasomal ubiquitin-dependent protein catabolic process; positive regulation of protein ubiquitination. NCBI's taxonomy places the organism in Eukaryota, Metazoa, Chordata, Chondrichthyes, Rajiformes, Rajidae. Gene Ontology annotation, molecular function: protein binding. Bases 250 to 1632 code for a protein of 460 amino acids. The record is from RefSeq and is a predicted model, not a curated record. Gene Ontology annotation, cellular component: SCF ubiquitin ligase complex. The transcript is spliced from 3 exons.
GGCCGCCCCACCCCACCCGACAGAGCCUGAGCUGAGGGGUAGACACACGGAGAGGCCGCCCCACCCACAGAGCCUGAGCUGAGGGGUAGACACACAGAGAGGCCGCGCCACCCCACAGAGCCUGAGCUGAGCCGAGCAGGAGCCCGGAGAGAGGAGCGGGGAGGGAGACGGUAGCCCGAGGCCCAGCGCUCGGGCCGGCCGGCUGGCAGUGAAGGGGAGGCGGCCAGAGCCCGGGAAGGAGCCGCGGCCAUGGCGCUGUGCGGGGCGGCGGUGGCCGCGCUGCCCUGCGAAGUAAUUGUGCACAUCUUCUCCUUCCUGCCCCCCUGGGACCGGCUGCGGGCCUCGUCCGUCUGCUCCCGCUGGCGCGAGUGCCUCUUCUACCCGUCGUUGUGGCCCGAGCUGCGGCUCCGCCUGCGCGGCUCAGCCGCCGAGCGCUGCCGCCUCGAUUUCCUCAUGAAGAAGUGCGGCUCGUUCGUGCGGGAGCUGAGGGUGGAGUUCGCCGGGGGCGGCGGCAGCAGCAGCGGCAGCAGCCGGCCCGACCCGCUGCGGGGCUACAUGGACGAGGUGGUGUGCGUGUUGAGGAGUGUGAGAAGCAACCGCAACCUGCAGAAACUCAGCGUGUUCGGCGACAUCUAUCAGCAGGAGCCUGACGAUAAGCACUCGCACGAAAUCCAACAAUUGAUUGAAGAGGUAUUGGGAAAUUCCAAACAUCUGAAAUGGCUCUCUCUAGGUUUUAUGCUGGAGGUAGUAACUCCCACAACACUAGCAGCCUUGCCUCAGUCCAGUGCCAACUGCAUUGAACAUCUGAGUCUCCUGGAUACCCAUUUUAUUAAUAAAACCCCAGUUAUUGAGGCAGUUGAGCUGGAGCGCUUUCUAAACCUGCGAUCACUUGCAUUGGAUUUCUGUGAUUUUACUGCUGAAGUGUCACGAGUACUCGCCAACAGCAACCACGUGCCUUUGCAUAGGUUGUCUCUUGUAAUACAUCACCUCUCAAUGUCCAACACACACGUUUUAGAUAACAUGCCACAGGAUGCAGAUUGGAAGGUGCUCACCAGGCACCGUGCAAAUCUUCGUGUUUACAUCAUGGCCUUUAAUGUCAGGAAUGACAUUUUGCUAAGAAUUCUGAAGCCAAGCAUACCUUUAGGAAGAAUUCACUUUGACAGCUCCACUAAUGGCGUUUCAGGUGCUCUGGUAGAUAUCAUAUCCAGGCAGUAUGACAAAUCCCUUACCCACUUCCUCCUUAUAAAGGAUGUAGAGCAAAGAAUUAAUGGCUUCCCUGAUCUCAGCGACAACCGAAAUGAAGACCCUUUGGUGCUUUUGGCAUGGAGGUGUACAAAGCUUUCUCACCUCUCAAUCCAUGGCUAUGCAGUUUGGGCCCAUAAUCUUAUCGCUAUAGCUCGGCUUCGUGGACCUGAGUUGCAAGUUCUGGAGGUCACUGAGGAGAGCAUUAAUUUUGAUGAAGACGCAAUGGCUGACCUGGAUGGAGAUCCUCUGCAUAAUCUCAUUGAAGAAGUAUCCAUAGGUCUGGGAAAACGGUGGCAUCCGGUGAUGAAAAAUGAAACCCUUUAUGUUUUCAGUGAGACUACUCGUUAUUUUUACAAGGAGAUGCAGCGUUUCAGUGAAGGCAUUUAGCAUUUCAAAAUGUCUGCAUUUCUUAGAAAUAAGUUAACAUUUACCUGUGCUGUUAAUUAGUAUUAGUUCUAAGUAUAUACACUUGUUUAUCCUGCUUAAUCUGUAAAUGUAGUUGGUAUUGGUUUAGAGGUAGAUGUGGCAAGAGUCACUGGAUUUUCUCUGUCAGCGCCUGUGUCAACUGCCAAAGAAAACAGAAUGAAGAAGUGCCCACAUGCUGGCAGGGGCAGGCCAAUGGCUGGUCAGCCAGAACCUACGAGAUUAAAAGGUCGAAUUUUCGACCUGCGGUACACAGCUGUGCUGUGGCUCAGUCAACAACGUUACAGCUCUUUAAUGAACGUGCACCUGGUUCACUGUGAAUAGUGAAUACAAAAAAAUCAGUUCUAACAAAGCUAGGAGCUGCUGCUAUGAUUUUUGAGAACAUUCCACUAGGAUAACUUUUAAAAUCUUGUUAAAGCAAGAGGCUUUAAAAGCCGCAAUGUUCAGGGCAACCGCGGGUACAGUCGUGGUCUCUGUGAGACUAGCACCUGACCCCAGUUUUAAGUGGUACGAAUGUUGUGCAUUUAAUGUAAAGGACAGCCAGUAUUACUCAGUGUGGCCAUCAUGCUGCCCAGCAGUGCUGUGACCUGGCUGCUUUGUAUAAGCUUGUAAAACAAAUUUACUGUAUGCAACAUAUGUCAAGAUUCUAUUUAUGAAGAAAGUAUGAGGUGUGAUUGUUUCAAAUGGUUUUACCAUCUUGUGUCAAAGAUGAUGCGUUUUGACAGGUGUGCAUUAUGUUGCGUAUCUCCAGUGAUUAAUGCACUUACCAUGCGGAUUUUAUAUGUACAUCUGUAGAGUGGAUCCACUGGUGCAAUGUAUGAAAAUGCCAGAUGUGGUGCGAUUUUAUCAUUGAAUGAGAUCAUAUGAAAUACUGACAGAAAAUGUGAGGAAAGCAGUUGAAUGUUAAAUUAAUGUUUAAAGUUUGUGUUGACUGCCGAUUGUUUUAAUCUAUCAAUAAAGCAUUCAAAAGUCUUAUUUA